CCGGUUCUUCAACUAGGCCAUACAAUUGUUAUCUCAAGGAAAACUAAACUUCAAAUGGCUCAUGAAUAGCUAGAAAAAAGAAAAAAAAAGAAAAAAAAAGAAAAAAAAAAGGAGGAAACAACACAUAUUGUAAUGUCGAUCAUCUCUGUAACCUCAAUCGCUCCUCUCUCAAAAAAUUAUCUUAAUUGCGUCGAAGUACCACAACGAAGAUGGAGAAUAAAGGCUUCUUCUUCUACCGUUCCAUCCCCAUUUCCAGGUGUGGACUUGAAGACACUUGAAGCUGCCAUUUCUAAGAAAGAUAGUGAUAGUGCCAAAGAGGCGCUUGAUAAGCUAAGGGAAGAUGGUUGGGCUAAAAACUGGAGUUCUCAACCAUAUGUAUCACGACGUAUGACUUCACUUCGUGAACUGACAACUCUUGGAAUUAAAAACGCAGAGAAUCUUGCAGUUCCGAGCGUAAGAAAUGAUGCAGCUUUCCUAGCCACAGUGGUGGGAACAACAAGUGUUCUUGCUAUCAUUACUGGCCAACUUCCAGGGGAUUGGGGUUUCUUUGUGCCUUACUUAAUUGGGAGUAUUUCUUUGGUGGUUCUGGGUGUUGGAAGUGUUUCACCUGGGCUUCUCCAAGCUGGGAUAGGUGCAUUUUCAUCAUUUUUUCCAGAUUACCAGGAAAGAAUUGUUAGCCAUGAGGCGGCUCAUUUCUUAGUGGCAUACUUGCUUGGACUACCUAUUUUGGGGUAUUCACUAGAUAUUGGAAAAGAGCAUGUCAAUCUGGUUGACGAAAGGUUGCAAAAACUUAUAUACAGUGGGAAGCUUGGUGCAAAGGAAUUAGACAGGUUGGCUGUGGUGUCGAUGGCGGGACUGGCAGCUGAAGGCUUGAAAUAUGAUAAAGUUGUUGGUCAAUCUGCAGAUCUAUUCUCUCUCCAGAGAUUUAUAAACAGGAGCCAGCCACCAAUAGGCAAGCAACAGCAAGAGAAUCUCACUAGAUGGGCUGUAUUGUUUGCUGCCUCCAUUUUGAAAAACAACAAGGCUGCUUAUGAAGCCUUAAUAGCAGCAAUGUCAAAUAAGGCGUCCGUAUUGGAAUGCAUUGAAGCAAUUGAGAAAGCCGUGUAGGUUGUCCGUUUCAGGGGUUUCGCAAAAUGCCUAUACAUUCCGCCAUCAAACUAAGAAUGAUCAAACGAUCAUAUUGUAGCAGUACUUGCAUUCAGUCUUUGUUGGUACUACCAAAAGGAUUUGACAAACAUAUUAUUGUCCAGUCACAUGUGAUUUCUACUUGGCUAAAACCAGCAAGGCAAUUUUACUAAUACUCAAUUUAAUUUUAUUUCUUGCAAAA
Molecule: messenger RNA, 1327 nt
Organism: Papaver somniferum (opium poppy)
Lineage: Eukaryota; Viridiplantae; Streptophyta; Magnoliopsida; Ranunculales; Papaveraceae
Exons: 10
Coding region: 133-1107 (324 amino acids)
Biological process (GO): proteolysis
Molecular function (GO): ATP-dependent peptidase activity; metalloendopeptidase activity; ATP binding
Source: RefSeq, a predicted model, not a curated record